Hordeum vulgare subsp. vulgare (domesticated barley) is the source of this 1537-nucleotide messenger RNA. RefSeq lists its product as uncharacterized. Gene Ontology annotation, molecular function: protein binding. Bases 77 to 1252 code for a protein of 391 amino acids. Lineage: Eukaryota; Viridiplantae; Streptophyta; Magnoliopsida; Poales; Poaceae. The record is from RefSeq and is a predicted model, not a curated record. The transcript has 2 exons.
UCUAAUUUGAGCCGCCACCGCAUCUUCUGCCCUCACCUCGACUCGCGACGGCCGACGCCAACGCCCGGCCGCCCCCAUGGCGACGGCGCUGGUUGACGACGCCAUGCGCGAGGUGUUCACGCGCCUUCCGGCGGACGACCCCAGGAGCCUCGUCCGCGCCGCCGCCGUCUGCAGGAGCUGGCGCGGCAUCCUCUCCGACCCCGGCUUCGCCCGCGGCUACCGCGCGUUCCACGGGGCGCCGCCCAUGCUGGGCUUCCUCCACAACGAGUACCGCCGCGGCAACUGCUUCGUCCCCACCUCGACCUUCCGCCGGCCGGCGUCCCAUGACCGCCGAGACUGCCACGUUCUCGACUCCCGGCACGGCCUCGCCCUCCUCUACGCCCCCGGAUACCAAGCCCCUUUCGAUGUCUGCGACCUCGUCACCGACAAGUGGCGGGAAAUCGACGACGACCCCAAGUGUCACAGCAUCAUGCACUGGCCGGGCGACGACCUCGACGACUAUGACGACGACAGCAUGCGCUGCAAUGCCACGGUGCUCUGCGCCAUAGACCGGUGUGACCACCUCGACUGCCAUGGCGGCCAUUUCUUCGUGGCAUUGGUCGGCUCUGCGGAUGAAGUAAGCGACUGCCAUACCCUCGCCACUGUCUACUCGUCGGAGACUGGUGAGUGGAGCGACAUUAUCUCCAUUCAGGCCCCGGGUUUUGAAAUUGAUACCGGAGGGCGCACUGCUGUGGUGGGAAACAAUAAGGUCUAUGUCCAAAGUUAUGAGGGUGACAGUGUGGUGGAGUACAACAUCCGUGAGCAGCAACUGUCUGUGAUCAUGGCGCCAGAGAUCAGGGGCAAGGGAUUCCUUGACCUCCUAGGUGUGGAGGACGGCAUGCUGCUGUUUGGGUCCGUGCUCAGUCAUAGACUCUAUCUAUGGUCAAUGGAGGCUGGUCCUAGAGGAGCUGCGGCAUGGGCACGGCACAGGGUCGUCGAGCUUGAGCCGUUGCCUCCUCAUCGUGCCCUCAUGGACAUGUCGGACUCGGACAUGUGGACGGUUGGUUUUGCGGAACGAGUUGGCGUCAUCUUCCUCAGAACACCGUUUGGGUUGCACACAGUUGAGCUUAAUUCAGGCCGAGUCAACAAGGUGCAUGAACGGAACAUCAAAAAGGUCAUGCCCUACAUGAGGUUCUGCACUGGAGCAUGGGGGCGGAUGCCAGCCUCUGAUGGAGCCUCGCGCUCGGUUGUCGGUGGUGGUACGAUGGUGUGACCAAGUGGCAUCGAAGACCAAAUGACGUCAAGAAUGACCGGUCUCUCUACUUUUGCCUCCAGAAAGACUUUGAAGAAGAGCUUCGGCCGCUGGCUGCGUUGGAUGAUUUGGAAGAACAAGGGCUCUUUGUAUCUGCUACUUAUGUCUUUGUGUUUUCAAAUUUCAAAUAAAACCCAUAGCUUGAGAAACAAAGACAAGCUUGGUUUCGACCAACAGUAUUAAUGUAGCUGGAUUUACAGCUUAUUAUGAUGAGUAAGAUGCUAUUCAAAACAGGAUUGCCCUUUA